Molecule: messenger RNA, 3144 nt
Organism: Carassius gibelio (silver crucian carp)
Lineage: Eukaryota; Metazoa; Chordata; Actinopteri; Cypriniformes; Cyprinidae
Product: growth factor receptor-bound protein 7
Exons: 15
Coding region: 415-1971 (518 amino acids)
Biological process (GO): signal transduction
Source: RefSeq, a predicted model, not a curated record
GCGUACCGGCCUACUUAAAGCACUAGGGAAUUAUGACACAAUGAUCAUUUUGGGGUGAACUGUCCCUUUAAAAAGUUUCAACACAGUCAACUGAAGCUCGAAUAUAUGACCUUUAAGCAGUCUGUUACGUACGACUAGAAGCACAUGGGCUGUUGUAGAAAAACCAGCAUGAAUACUUGAGCUGCCUGUCUGUAAACUGUAGGAGUGUACCUCGCUGUCCUUCUGCACCUGCGCGUGCACGAGCUCCGCCCACGCGUCAGGUGUUUCAAACGAAACUCGGCUGAAGUAAAGACGAUGUUAGUUACUCAUGCCGCCUGAACUGGAUGAAACACUUAACAAGCGCUCAAACUUAAGACUGCGUCACUAUAUAUCAAACCAGACAACAACAGCAAGUGGACGGAUUUACAUACAGUGAUGGAGGUGGAAGUGUUUAGGAGGUCGAUGAUUGAGACCGUCUCCAGAAGAGAUUCUGUUUCUGUGAAAUGUUCUCCAGCUUCCCAAAACCUUCGGAUGUCAACACCUCGAUCCAUCCCUCUGAGCAUCAGAAACACCCACAGGGAGUUUCGAGCUUCAUCUGCACCUUUGAUUCCCAAUCCGUUUCCGGAGCUCUGCAGCCCGACUCCGUUCCCGGUGCUGACCGGAUCCCUCGGCGGGAGGAAUCCCCCCUCUAACAGCAGCACACACGUGCUUCGGGUUUUUGGGGAUGCUACACACAGUCGGUCGGUUUUGGUGACGUCUGGGACGACGGCGCAUGAUGUCUGUAAAAUGUUAGCGCAGAAUGCACACUGUACGGAUGAGGAAAGCUGGGCUCUCAUUGAACAUCAUUCUGCUUUAGGCCUGGAGCGCUGUCUGGAAGACCAUGAGCUUGUGGUGCAGGUUCAGUCAUCCUGGCCAGUAGAGAGCGACACAAAGCUGAUCUUUCGUAAAAACUACGCCAAGUACGAGUUCUUCAAAAAGCCUGUGUUAUUUUUCCCGGAGCACAUGAUCUCUGACAGCGCUGAUGUCACUAAAGGCAUGACAUCAUCAGAGCUGGUGCAGAAUAUGGUGAAGAGCGGCUCCUGUCCAGAGAUUCAAGGCUUGCUCCAUGUGAGAGAGGGAGGUAAAAAGUCCUGGAAGAAACUCUAUUUUGUUUUACGACGCUCUGGAUUGUACUGCUCUAACAAAGGACAAUCAAAGGAACCUUGGCACCUGCAGUUUGUUGGAGAUCUGGAAGAUCUGAAUGUGUUCACAGUAUUCAAUGGCCGUAAACUUUACGGGGCUCCAGGAGAGCAUGUCUUCUGCAUUAAGGCCUCAAAAGACAGGUUUCGCUGUCAGAAUUUGAAGCUGAUGUGUGCUGACAGUGAGCAGAGUCGUACAUGCUGGAUCACGGCUUUCAGAUUGUUUAAGCAUGGGAAGCAGCUCCAGUGUAAUUACCAGCUGUCCCAGUCCAGCACCAGACUUCACAAACCAUCACGACCAGACUCCAAGUACACAGACCGGGACGAGUCGAUGGUGGCCAUGGAUUUUUCAGGGAAGAGCGGUGGUCGAGUGAUUCAGAAUCCACAUGAGGCCCAGAAUGCAGAGCACGAGGAAGGACUCAACUGGAGGAAGAGAGAAGCAUUACGUCACAGUUUACCCACUAGCAGUCACGGGUCACAGACCGCGGUUCAUCAGGUCCAGCCGUGGUUCCAUGGGGGCGUGUCUCGAGCUGAAGCUCAAAGGCUAUUGGAGGAGCAGGGCCAGGUGGAUGGGAUGUUUUUGAUCCGUGACAGUCAGCUUCACGCGCAGUGCUUUGUGUUGUCCUUGUGUUAUAAACUGAAGACCCAUCACUACCUCAUCAUUCCCUUGGAGCAAGGAGAUAAACAGUACUACACUAUGGACGAUGGUGUCACACUGUUCACAGAUCUGCUGCAGCUGGUGGAGUUUCACCAGAUCAACCGCGGCAUCUUACCUGUGUGUCUCAAACACCCCUGCACUUGCAUUGCACUCUAAACCUUCACCUUUGACCUCUUCCUCAAAACUAGCAUCUAAAUGACCCAGCACCAGUCUACAGACCAUGAAAGUUUUCAUUUUACGACUCGCAGUGGAUGUCAGGACGUUCAUUGUUUUCAGUAACCCCAAAAAAGACUUCAUUUCUGUACAUAGAAAUGUUAUUUAUAUUUUAUAUACCUCUAGCACACUGUAGAGCUCUUUACUAUUUAAAAAAUACUCUAAUUGUUUAUGGACUGCUUGUUUAAAGCCAUUUGUAUUCAACAUGCUUCUAUCCGGGAAUGUUUCUAAACCGGAAAGUGCACAAUCGUGGGGGAACUUCCUGCUAUUCCUUCCUUCAACACUAGGUGGCGCACUGGUGCUUUGAAUGCGGUACUGCUCAGGAAUUCUUCACUAAGCAAUAGUCAUGCAGGGAUACAUUAAUGCAUAUAUGAAGUUGCAGAAGGAGGCGAUUUCAAUGUAGCAGAUUUAUUAUUAUUAUUAUUCAUAAUAAUUGUAUUUUUUGUUCAACAUUGUUUAAUUUAAGGGUGUUUUUUCAUAAUAUUGAAGUUUAAGAUAAUUGAGAGUUUAUGUUUGCAUUAUUUUAUAUUUGUAUUUAGUUGACUGUUUUAUCAUUGGUUAACAGUUGUGCUUGGUUGUGUGCAUGUGGUUUAAUUUUGACCAAAGCCUCAAGUUGAAGUUUUUAAGUAAACGGAAUGUUUGUGUUUUAGAAGUUUGAAUCUGUGUGCGUGCGCGCGCACGUGUGUGCUUGUUGUUUUUCUGCAUUAAACUGUAUUUGACUCUCAGCAGGACCGUUUCUGGAGACGAACCUUCAGAUUGUGUGUGUGUGUGUGUGUGCAUGCUUCAGUUAACUUGACAUCACAGUGCAUCAGUUGUCAGGUCUCCACUGUGUUGUUGCCAUGGAGAUUAUUCCUGUAAUAUUCAGGGGAGGUCAUCUGUCCAGGCAGUAGUAUACACUGUAUGCUGUGACUGAUUUGCAUGACUCACUUUGAAUCCGAUUAUUGAAUGAGAUGGUGAUUUAUUCAGAUGUAAGUGCGGUGAUCACCUCACUGCAGCUGUUGAUAAAUCAUCCAUUAAUCCUGUGUUAUAAGGGUAAAUAAAGGAGGCGGUGAUCAGUCACUGAGUCAGGGAAAGACGCUUCAUUCAUCCUGACAAUAAUAAAUAUUAAAGUGCGAA